Messenger RNA from Pocillopora meandrina, 7496 nucleotides. The record is from the annotation of a GenBank genome assembly. NCBI's taxonomy places the organism in Eukaryota, Metazoa, Cnidaria, Anthozoa, Scleractinia, Pocilloporidae.
AUGCGUUUACUCGGAUGGGAGCCAUACAAGCGAUCUCUCAAAUAUGGAGUUACACUUAUUCCCAACUCUGUUUUGCUGUUGCCAUUCGCAGCUGUGAUAGUAUGGCUCGCUUAUAAAUUCGUGGAAGAAAAGAUGUCUCCGCUACAGAAGAUUCAAGACGAUUCCGUGGGUGUGGUCCAAGUAAGCGAUUGGAAAUGCCCAGAAAAAAAAAGGUGCUUAUAUAAGCUUGGUGCCGGCUUCAACAGACUGUAUAAUUACAUGUACUUCAGGGUUUACAUUACUGCUCUCGUGAAAUAAAAAAACAAUAUUUUCCAGAUGAAAAAUAAAUUCAAUAUAAGGUUAAAUAUACCACAUGUUGACCUUGCUCGAACGGAGACCGACCAUGGUAACUACAAAAGCUGCUUAAUAAUUAAUGACAUUCUCAAAAUGUUAAAACUAACUUCUAUAUAUUUUAGCAUGAUAAACUCAUAGCAUGAUGCGUUCAAAUGUACCUGGUAAACAUGAAAGCGGUGUUAGGAACCUAACAAUUGUGAACAUAAGCGGUGUAAGGAGCUCGGGUUUAACUGUUAUCCGGAAGAUUCUCUGAAUGAAACCGUCUUAAGCCGUGUCGCCAAUAUCACCUUCAUCUCCACGACAGCGAGUUUUUAUACAAAGCAGAUAAACGAACGAAUUCCAAACAGAAUAUGUGUGAAAGGUUUAACAUAUGCUCGGACAGAAAAAAUGUAAAGGGAGAACUACGUUGGGGUGCGUGAAGAGGAAUUGCCUGAAGCAAACAUAACAGACCAUAGCACCUUACACGACGAAAAGGGCUUGAACAAAAUCUUACUAAUUUUACUUGGCUUAAAUGCCAAUAAAAUAUAUAAAAAAUUAAUCAGUUCUGAUUGGCUAGUACAGAGUGCAGUUCUCAUGUAACACAGGUGCAAAUUUGUAACGCGGGCGCAAAUUAUACAACGUAAUACUUUAAACUAGGUUGCUGUAGCAGCUGACAGUGAAAUGAAAGCGCACUGUCAUAAUUUCACUUGAUUUGACUCUACGUCUCUCUCCUUUUUUUUACACAUAUAUCUUUAGUGAGUAAUCACAUAACGUUUUAAUGCUAUAAAAAUUGUGCUGUAUCAGUAGCCCCUUGUUAACUCUGAAAGUCCCUUUGUACCCACUGCCUUGGGGCGCAUUCCGUGCGAAGAAUCAUAUAAUUUUUUUGUUCACUUUAAUUUACUCAUUCACACUGCUGAGUGUAACUUGUAUUUUUCUAAUGCGAUUGAAAUGAUUGUUUCUUGAAUUUUCACCGUUUGACGUGCUACAACCAGACAAAAAAUUAAGGCUGUCUUGUUUCAACCAUCAUGGAAAAUAAUAUUUUGGGUAAAACUACUAGAAUAUAGGGCCACUUAUUUACUUCCUAUUGAAUCACAAUACAUUCAUUUGUGUUCUGCCUCGUUCCUCAACGCAUGCCGAUAAGCUGAACCUCAGUGGCCCAGUAUUGUGUAGUUGCUCCUUCGAUAAUGUUGCCUUAAAAUAUUCAUUAGAAGGUUUGAACGACUUUUGGUUACAAAUAACCUCACCCUCUCCUAGAGGGAAGUAUAUUUGAGGUCGUCGACUAUGGCGCUUGCGUGACUCAUCAUUACACUGCAUUUUUAAAUAACUUUCAGUUGUAUUGCUUCAGGCUACAGCUUUUCGGUCUACAGUUUGGACUUCUAAAAUGAUAUGGUCUGUAAUAGGCGUUCUUUUUCUGACGUGGCUCUUGUACAAGCUGUUUAAAGACGAGUUUACUUCAUUGAGAAAAAUUCCCAAACCCAGUGGAUCUCUUCCAGUGUUUGGUCAUGUGUUGACAUUUCUACGACAGGAAAACCAUGCGAAAUUGCUGCAGGAUUGGAGUGAAAAAUACGGGCCAAUUAUCCGUUAUAAUCGAGGUUUUGGUAAGUACGGUGUUUGAAAGUUUUUUCAAGAUGAUCCAGUGCAUACAAGUACAAUUAUUAUAAAGGAUCAACAAAGCCUCUUUCUUUCGCACUAUCAGAUAUUGGUUCACUAGCUCGAUGUUAUGAGAUCACCGAAUUUUGACAAGUUUUCAUCCUCUCCACCUUUACUGGGACAUGUUGGGCCACUAGCAUGUAUUUUUGGCAAUGUCAUGCAUAACUGAAUUGGGAUUGGAUGAACGAGUGACCUUUGGGGAUUUCAAACUUGAAAGAUUUGUAUCUGCCCUAGCUCCUACUUUCGAAUCCCUUGACCUAAUCUGACCCACCUGGUACCUUUUUGUCUCACUCCCUGUGUUUUCAAGAGAUCAUAGAAUCAAUGAACCCAUUUAACUGAAGGUCUAACACUGAACCGAACCAUCAACCAAACUGCAAAUGAUAAGUGACCAAGAAAACUGUGCUAAGAAACAUCCCUCUCACCAGUUGUGUGAAAUGGCCAUUUGAAAGUAUUCAUGAACUAAGACAUCCUUGACUGUCAGUGAAAUUUCUUUAUGUUUUCAUACAUACACCUUUUCAUUAAAUUUCUUUUAGGGGAAUCUAGAGUCCUCUUGACAGAUCCUGAGCUGAUCAAAUAUGUUGUCGUGACAAAUGCAAAGAACUACAGGCGGUCAGAGUUUGUUCGACAAGUUCUGCCCAGCAUUGGUAAUGGUUUAUUUUCCUCCAAUGGGAAGGAUCAUGCAUUUCAACGGAAAUUGAUCACCCCAGCAUUUCAUUUCAGCAACUUGGUUGGAAUGGUUGAGCAUUUUGAAGAUGUUGCUCACAAUUUAGUACAGGUGAAUCUUACUUUUAACAUGCUGAACUUGAUAGGUUUGAGUGCAAUCAUUUGACCAGUAUGUGGGAGAAACUGACAAAAAAUAGAUUCUUAUCCAGGGUGCAGGGAGGUAGGGGAAUGGUUCCUCUGUAUAAGAUUUUAGCAAAACAUACCAUGCUGGUCUAAAAGUGGGUGUAUACUUUUACCUUUAUGGUCUUAAAUUGUUUUUUUUUAAAAAGGAAUUAACACUCGAGGCUAGAACUAGAAUCGAACCUUGUUUCCACUGAAAUUGUUUGCCAAGUAAUUAUUGGUCCAUCAACUGACAGAGAGUGAUUGUUCAACUGUUUCCUUAAGUGUUAACUGCACAAUUAUACUGCUUCGAACAGAAUUCUGAGACAAGGAUUUGUAGGAGGGGUGAUAAAGGAGGACUUGCAGUAAAGUAAAUAACAGAGUUUAAUCCUUUAAUCCUAAAAGUGACUAGCAUCUAAUUUCUCCCAACAGUAUUACCCCUGAUUUACAUAUUAAGGUCACAAGGAUAGAGGAAAUGAUCACCAAAUAAAGAAGCUCAUGAUAGUUAAAUGAACUCUCCUUGUCAGCACCUUGGGAAAUGUAAAGGGAACAGUAUAGAGAAUCAUUGCAUACUGAUUUUAGGGUGUAGAGGGUUAAUUAUCCAGUUUUAAUUAAUGUCUGUUGCAUAUUCAUGAACUAUGUUCCAGUGUGUAUCCUCUUGUGGUGCAAUGAAAGGUCUUGAAUGCUUUUUUGCAGCUUUGGACUGAACAAGUAAACAGCUCAAAAGAAGGAGUCUCAGAGGCUUCCAUCUCUGUGGACUUGACUCAUCUUACAUUAGAUAUCAUUGGAAGAUGUGCCUUUGGGUACAAUUUUGACACCGUGUUGUCAGGAGAAAGUGAAGUUUCAAAUGCAUUCUCUGAUGUUAUAUUAGAAAUCAAUUUUUCCCGAUUGAUGAGACAGAAACUUAUUCCACUUUACAAAUAUCUUCCACUCCCUGAUAAUGUAAGGGCAAGAAAAGGUCUGGAACUGACAGAUAAAACUGUCCUGGAGGUAAGGUGUGACUGGAUUUAUUACCUUAAAAUUGGAAGCAUAUCUAAUUAGGCACGUACUCUUUUGGACCAACAACAUCAAUUUUUUGAUAUCCAUUACAGACUGAAUAAUAAUGCAUAGUUUAGAGCUACCAUUAACAAACGAAAUCUGAGACACUUGAACACAAUGUUGAUCAACAUCAAUCAUUGUAUGAUAAGCCUAAGCAACCAUACAAUAUCUAUGCAAUUUAAGAACAACUGACAAUGGUAAUAGGACUGAGUUGAGUCCAAUUCUGUCUGUAAUCGUAUGAGUGAUUACAAAAUUGGAUGACUGCAAAGUGAGAGUCCAAUUUGUUGAUCACGAGUAUGAUUACAGACCAAAUGGGACAACAGAAAGUCCUGUUACCGAUUAAUCAUAACCAUUACAAUUUCCAAGAAAACAAAUGCAUUUAUUUGAGAAAAUAUCUCUGCUAGAGAUAUCGUCUAAAAUGAAAAAUCCUCUCUUAUUGAAAUUCCCCAGUUUUGUUGGGUAAGGGGUUGUUGUUAAGGUAAUUUUAAUUAAUCCUGUGAUUUUUGGAUUUAACUGAGUGGCUUUAGUAUGAUUGGCUGCUUUAACUGUCCGAUUGUUUUUUGUCCAAUUAUAACUAAGUGUCCCCUUACAUUAUCUGAUUACAACUCUGCAAAGUAAUUUGUGAAAAGUAAAGCAGCUCAUGCACCAAUAACAUUAAUAAAUUUUGAAUGUUUAUGAUUCAUUAAUUAUUAUUAUGUGUACUAGUUAUGCUGUUAGAUGAUAAUUCUAAGCAAUUGAAGAAUGUAAAACAACACAGUUGUAUUACAUGUAAUUAAAAAGAAAGUUUGAAUAAUUCUUCUAAAAACUGUAAUCUUAUCUUCUAAUCUUAAAGAAAUUCAAUACUAGAAAUUGAUAGUUUUGAUUUGAUUUGAUUUGAUAAGCAUCCAUUGGUCAGCUUUUGAGCAAGCUGAUGUAGUCUUAUUUAUCAGCAACCAAGUGUACAGGUCAGAUUGCAAAUGAGACACAGCUUCAGUCACCACUUCUUGUGUUUGAUAUGUGAGGCUGAUUAUUAAAUUACAUCAUGCCCCCCCUGGCCAAUAUUUUACUGAUGCAUUAGUUCCACUUGACCAUCUAUCUUUUGAUCUCCAUCUGAGGAAGUUGAGUAGGUUUCUCUGUAUUCAGGGAUAUAAUAACAGGGUUCCCCCCCCCCCAGCCUUUCUAAAGGAAUACAAUUUUUAACCUGCAGGUUUUUCCAUUUAGCACCUGUGACUCAGACAUUUGUUUCAGUAAUGACUAAAGUUGCCUAACCAACACCUUACCAUUUUGCUGUAUGUUCUUUUGACACAAACUUAAAAAAGUUGCUGUUUUGGCUAGAUAUGUGAUCCAUAUUUCUUUUGUCCUUAACAGAUCAUUCAGGCAAGGCGUAAAAAGAAGAAAGAGGGAGGAAAAGUGUCUUCUAAACCAGACUUGCUAGAUCUGUUAAUGGAUCAGUAUGAUGAAGAGACUGGCUCUAGCAUGGAUGAUGAACUUCUCAGAGCUCAGGUGUUCACAUUCAUGUUAGCUGGUCAUGAAACCACUAGUGUAUCCAUGAUGUGGACUCUGUAUGAACUGGCCAGACAUCCAGACAUUGCUGAAAAGAUCCGUGAAGAAAUUAAACUAGUUAUGAAGGACUCAUCAGAAAUGACUUGGGCAAAACUGGCAGAGAUGAAGUUUCUUGGUAAUGUCAUUAAGGAAUCUCUCCGACUUCAUUCUCCAGCUUCUGUAGCAAUACGUAUUGCUAAUAAAAAUGAUGUGAUUCGUGGAUAUGAAAUUCCUGAAGGUGCUGUAGUAGCUCUUGGAAUUGAUGCUGUUCACUAUUCCCCAAAGUAUUGGAAAGAUCCACAUGCUUUUAACCCACAGAGGUUUGAUGAAAACGGUAAGAUUGAGGCAUAAAUUUCUCUCUUUUUUAUUUGCUUGUUUGCUUUUCUUUCAUGACUGCCCUUGCAGAACAGGAAAAAUCCCUGUUAAAUUAUGAACUGAGUUAUGUUAAGAUUCUUGGGGAAGGUCAAAUGAGAGCCAAAUGCAGUCACUAGGAGGGGGACCCAUCUGUAUGGCACCUCCCAAAAUUUGAAUUUCAAGUUGUUUGGAAAUGCGCUUUCCAUCACUCAGAGACUAAAUCUGUGUAUUUUAAAGCAUAAAAUUUUAAUCCUCAUUUGUUAUAUUUUUCAGUCCUUUACAUUAAAAUAUUGCUUGGCUACAUAAAAACCAUUGCCAGUGAUGUAUUCCUGCUAAGCUUGUCAACUCUACUAACAACCAAGUCAAUUAAGAGUUGCCAUUUUUCUCAACUGUUUUUUGAGAUUUUCUUUUGACGUUACUUAUCUCAGUUUACGAGGUUGGACUGAACCCCUUAAGCCCUCCCUCCUCCCAUUCCUGCCAGCCACAGGGCUCUGUAUUCUCCAAGGAGGAAAUUUGUUAACUCAAGAAUUGGCUGACAACAGUAGCUCUAUUUAGAUUAAAAUUAGUUUAUCUGUACACGCACAUACAUUGAGGAUCAUUUCGGGUUCGCGUGCUGAGGAGUGGAUGGUUUUUCUAUGUUUGACCGCGCAGAUAGAAAUGUACAUACGCAAAAUGGAUGUCGCAAAAAGUUACCCACACGGCCACACGAAGAACGCUUUUGUUUUUUCUUUUAUAUUAGAUUUUAUUAUUUGUUAUAUAUUAUUAAAUACCUAUCAAAACUUUCGGAAGACUUCAGGACUUGCCAUACAAAGAUGACAAAUUUUUUGGACGCUAUAUUUAAUAAAAGAGAUCUCUAAGAAUUAAACGUGUCAUUAAAUUAUCGUGUGUGUGUGUGUGUACUAUCUUUGCAGAUGAGAACUACCAAGCUCACCAUCCAUAUGCGUUCUUGCCGUUCUCCGCUGGUCCUCGCUCCUGCAUAGGGAGUAAGUUUGCCAUGGCAGAGAUGAAAGCUGUGUUAUCUACUUUGUUGCGACACUUAACAUUUGAAGAGAUUCCUGGAUUCACCGUGAGACCAGUUAUUCGAUUGACAGCUAAGCCAGAUCCGCCAUUGCGGUUGAGGAUCAGAAAGUUGACAAGUUGAAUGUGGCUUCAGCUUAUUUGUUUGGUUGGUUGGAUGUGUAACAAUUGCGUUUAGGGCUCAGUAUUAAUUAGCAGUGCUUCAAAAGACUACAUAAGGUAGAAGGUAUGCUCGCAAUCAUCUACUUUCUAUUUUUAUCGACUGUUUCGUUAAAAUCUGUGUUAGAUAUUUUGUAUUUCAAUUAGUUUCUUUUAUAAACAUUAUCUUAAAAUUGCCGCCAUGUCCGGCUGAUUAACAGUCAACGUAAAAUUUCAGUUUUCUUCAAGUUAUGUCUGUGCGUUGUUCUUGUAGUUUAGCGCGGUAAUAUUCCACCUCUGCUUUUUUGUUUCCUAAAUAUCUGAGCCAAAAUGUGCGUAUUCUUGGGUACGGACAAACGACAGAGAAAAUCCAACACAAGACUACUAAACCAACAAAGCCCAUGGACCCAGCGAGGAAAUACAACGGAACCAUUCGCCGACUCAUUUCUUUUCAACACUACAAGCGUAAUUUGCGGACUUGAAAUAAAUUUCCAAGGUGCUAAAAUGCGGCUAAUAUCGACGAGGAAUAGAUGAGCCAAUACAAAGGAAGUCCUUGCUCUGAAACGAAACGAAAAACGAAUUUCAAAUUAAAUACUGUUAUUAGCAUACAGUCAAAUGGAAAUAAAAAAGAAACGAAAAGGUGC